Molecule: messenger RNA, 249 nt
Organism: Dibothriocephalus latus
Lineage: Eukaryota; Metazoa; Platyhelminthes; Cestoda; Diphyllobothriidea; Diphyllobothriidae
Source: the annotation of a GenBank genome assembly
AUGGAACAGAUAUUUGCCCGGAUGCACGAACUCCUGGAGGACUCCUGUAACAUUGAAAACGCCCUCGUGUCAGCCCUGACGGAGAGCCAGGGAUCGGACCCACCGAACCACCUAUCCUCUCCCUCAUCCGCCGCCUCCUCCUCCUCCUCCUUGACUCUGCAUUUUGCCGCCUAUGUCUGCUUCUUCUACUACCACCUGGCCUGGGAUUAUGUGGGCACAGGAUUCCAGUUGGGUCUGUACUCCUGCCAC